Messenger RNA from Bathycoccus prasinos, 3405 nucleotides. RefSeq names its product sarcoplasmic/endoplasmic reticulum calcium ATPase 1. Gene Ontology annotation, biological process: calcium ion transmembrane transport; intracellular calcium ion homeostasis. The coding region runs from base 1 to 3405 and encodes 1134 amino acids. The transcript has a single exon. The record is from RefSeq and is a predicted model, not a curated record. Gene Ontology annotation, cellular component: membrane. NCBI's taxonomy places the organism in Eukaryota, Viridiplantae, Chlorophyta, Mamiellophyceae, Mamiellales, Bathycoccaceae. Gene Ontology annotation, molecular function: P-type calcium transporter activity; ATP hydrolysis activity; ATP binding.
AUGCGUGGUGACUUUUUUAAUACCACUCUUCUUCUUAUUAUUAUUCUGCGUGCGGAGACGACGAGGAGAGAGCGUUUUCAAACUUCGUCGGGUUUCGGAUCCAUCUUUUGUUCGUUUCUUCUUCCCCGAGAACAAAGUUUUACUGACACAAUAUAUCCUUUCUCUUUCUUUCGCGACGACGAUGAAAACGAUGAAAAUAUACAGGUCUUGGAGCACCACCAAGUGGAUGCGAACAGAGGUUUGUCCGAAAAGACGAACGCCAUCGAUAAACUUCGCCUGCGAUUCGGGGCGAACGAAAUGCCCGAGGAGAAAGGGCAAAAUUUCAUAAAGUUAAUUUUGAAACAGUUCGACGAUUUACUGGUGAAGAUAUUAAUCGUCGCCGCGAUUGUGAGUUUUAUAUUAGCCGCGGUGGAUGGGGACGGGGAGUUGGCGUUCGUCGAGCCGACGGUGAUUGUUUUGAUUUUAAUCGCCAACGCGACCGUCGGGGUGGUCACAGAGACGAACGCGGAGAAGGCGAUUGAGGAAUUGAAGGCGUACCAGGCGGAUUUAGCGACGGUUUUGAGAGACGGAAGAUUAAGAGUGGUGAAAGCGAGCGAGCUAGUGCCGGGAGAUAUCGUUGAAGUCGCGGUUGGAGCGAAAGUGCCGGCGGAUUGCAGGAUUAUUGGGAUUUUGAGUUCGACGCUGAGAGUGGAUCAGGCAAUUUUGACUGGCGAGAGCGGAAGCGUGGAGAAGGAGGCGGGGCACAUAGACGAUAGCGAACGGGCGAGGAGAGCGGUGGUUCAAGAUAAAACGUGCUUGUUGUUUAGUGGGACGGUCGUGAGCGUUGGGAGAGCGAGAGCGGUUGUCGUCGGAACCGGGUUGAACACGGCGAUUGGGAAGAUUCGAGACGCGAUGAAAAAUCACGGAGGCGCAGACGACGAGGAAGAGUUGACGCCUUUGAAGAAAAAGUUGGACGAGUUUGGUAGAUUAUUGAGUAAAGUGAUCGCAGUGGUGUGUAUUUUGGUCUGGGUGGUGAACAUCGGACAUUUCGGCGACCCUUUAUACGGCGGUUGGUUUCGAGGGAUGGUGUAUUAUUUGAAAAUCGCGGUGGCGUUGGCGGUGGCGGCUAUUCCGGAAGGAUUACCGGCCGUAGUGACGACGUGCUUGGCGUUAGGGACGAGAAAGAUGGCAAAAAGACACGCGAUUGUGAGAUCACUUCCGUCGGUGGAGACUUUAGGGUGCACGACGGUGGUGUGUUCGGACAAGACGGGGACUUUGACGACGAACGCGAUGUGCGUGCAAAAGAUGUGCGUGGUAGAUCGCACGAAGCAAAGGAGCAGUAGCACUGGUAGAAAGGGUGGUAAUGGCGCGAGUGGAAGUAGUCACGCGCCUUUAUUGAGAGAGUUUGACGUAGAAGGUAACUCGUAUGCGCCGAACGGAUUGAUUCUGGAAGCGUCCAACGGCGUAAUCUCACCGAGACAACAACGCUUCAACUCCAUCGACAGAGACGUGGUGAAGCACCCGGCAGAUUUACCGUCGGUGUUGCACUUAUCCAUAUGCGCUUCCUUAUGUAACGACUCGACGUUGACGUUUGAUUUGAACAAGAGAGAGUACGCGAAAAUUGGCGAAUCGACCGAAGUCGCUUUGCGAGUUCUUUCCGAAAAGGUUGGUCUCCCCGGUUUCGACGCCAUGCCGACGGCGUUGACAAAACUUUCUGAGCAAGAGCGCGCGUCGUAUUGCGCUGCGUACUGGGCCGGGCAAUUUAAACGUGUCGCGCAAAUGGAUUUCACUCGAGAUCGAAAAAUGAUGAGUACCUUGUGUUCUCGAAAAGGGACGAACAUUUUGUUUUCCAAAGGCGCUCCCGAGGCGGUGUUGGAAAAAUGCUCCAACGCUCUCACAAACGGCAAAGGCGCGGCGGAACCGAUGAACGAUCAAGUUCGCAAAGACUUAAACGACGUUCUCUCGAAAUACGCGAAAACUAGUUUGCGCGUUUUAGCAUUAGCCAUGCGUCCAAUGCCGGCGAAACAAACGCAAAUCACCGCGGAAGAUGAGAACGAUUUGACUUUUCUCGGUUUCGUCGGCAUCGCGGACCCGCCGAGAGCAGAAGUCGCCCGUGCGAUUGCCACGUGCAGAGGCGCGGGCAUUCGAGUUGUCAUGGUCACUGGAGAUAACAAAACGACCGCGGAGUCUAUAGGCUCGCAAAUUGGUCUCAUUGAAGCGAAUGCGUUUGGCGAACCAAUCGUUCCAGACGGCGCGAGUUUACAAGGCGUGGACUUUGACGAGUUGAAAUCCGAUCGCGAAAAAUCGGAAGCUGCGACGCGUUUGACUAUUUUCAGUCGCGUCGAACCCGCGCACAAGGCAAAGUUAGUGGAGCUGUUAAAGAUGCAAAAGCACGUCGUCGCUAUGACUGGCGAUGGCGUCAACGACGCCCCGGCUUUGAAAAGAGCCGACAUCGGCAUCUCCAUGGGUUCCGGCACGGCGGUGGCGAAACACGCGAGCGAUAUGGUUCUCGCCGACGAUAACUUUGCCUCCAUCGUUUCUGCCGUCGCUGAAGGUCGCGCUAUUUACGACAACACCAAAGCAUUCAUUCGAUACAUGGUUUCCUCGAACAUUGGCGAAGUCGUGUGCAUCUUCAUCGCCGCGGCGUUGGGCAUGCCGGAGACUUUGUGCCCCGUGCAACUCCUGUGGGUAAACUUAGUCACCGACGGUUUACCCGCCACCGCGCUCGGGUUCAACAAGCCUGAUCGAGACAUCAUGCGACAACGCCCGCGAUCACCCACGGAACCUAUCGUUGACUCGUGGCUCUUCAUUCGAUACUUGAUUGUCGGCGUGUACGUCGGCAUCGUCACCGUCGUCGCCUUUGCCUGGUGGUUCAUGUACUUUGAAAACGGUCCUCUCCUCUCCUGGAACGAUUUGACCUCGUUCGAGCAGUGCGUCGAAGGUGCCCACGAUUACUCGUGUCAAAUAUUCAAAGACCGCCGUCCGUCUACCAUGUCCAUGACUGUCCUCGUCACCGUGGAAAUGUUCAACGCCUUGAACGCUUUAUCGGAAAAUUCGAGUUUAUUGAAACACCCGCCGUGGUCCAACAAAUGGCUCUUAGGCGCCAUCUUCAUCUCCAUGGCUUUACACGUGAUGAUCUUAUACGUCCCAUGGAUGAACAUCACCUUCAGCGUGAGCUAUCUCUCCUGGAAAGAGUGGAAAGCGGUCUUAUGGCUCUCCUUCCCGGUCAUCGUCUGCGAGGAAAUUUUGAAAGCGUUUACGAGAAAGUUCAAAAAGCGCAUGCGCUUCUGGAGCGUUUCGCGCGGCGGCAAAAGUCUUCUUCCCUCGAGACGCAGUCAUAGUAACAGCGGUGCUGGUGGAAUAAAUAAUAGUCUUAGCGGGGAUAGCCCGAAAUUCCACAAUCAGCUUUCGCCGCACACCAUGUAG